GAUCAAAAAAGAAGUGAAUGUGUAUAAAUCUGAGGAUUCACUUGGUCUCACCAUUACAGAUAAUGGUAUUGGCUCUGCUUUCAUAAAGAUCUGUAUCUGCUGCCCGUGAUGAUUACAUAUGCUUUGACUUUUCUCUUGCUCACCUGGAUUCUCACCUGCUGACUUCUGCCUCUCCUCCCUCUGUCUGGGCACUCUUCUGGUGGCUUCCGUGGCUACUCACAGGGCCAGGUGACCCUACAUUUCUGUUACUCUGCCCUUUAAUUUACCGGCAUUGUGCUAGCUACAGGGCUUACAAUGGUGAAUACGACCAUCUCCAUCCCCAAGAGAAUUAAAGAGGGCAGCAUAAUUGACUCAGUUAAAACAAUCUGUGUGGGAGAUCAUAUUGAAUCCAUAAAUGGAGAAAAUAUUGUUGGGUGGCGUCAUUUUGAUGUUGCUAAGAAGUUAAAGGAAUUAAAAAAAGAGGAACUCUUUACCAUGAAGUUAAUAGAACCUAAGAAGGCAUUUGAAAUAGAGCCAAGAUCCAAAGCUGGAAAUACCUCAACAGGAAAAAUUGGUACCGGAAGGGAGACACUUCGCCUGAGGUCAAAAGGUCCUGCCACUGUGGAAGAAGUGCCCUCUGAAAACAAUGCUAAGGCAAUUGAAAAGGUUGAUGAUCUUCUUGAGAUGUACAUGGGAAUUCGAGAUAUUGAAUUAGCUACCACAAUAUUUGAAGCUGGAAAGGACAAACGUAAUCCAGAUGAGUUUGCUGUGGCACUUGACAAAACUCUUGGAGACUUUGCGUUCCCAGAUGAAUUUGUCUUUGAUGUUUGGGGAGCCGUUGGUGAUGCCAGACGAGGAGGAUUAUGAUGUGGCUGGUCCAUCACUGGAGAAAUGAACCAUUGUUCCUGUGUGUGUGCGUGUUUUUUUUUUUUAAAUAAACCUAUAAGGUCUGUUUAUGGACACUGGUUUGGUUUUAUGUGUAUGGAAUACAUUCUUUUUUUUGAAAUAUAAUUUUGAUUUCUGGGUACUUUUUAAUGCAGAUGAAUAUAUAGGA
This is a messenger RNA of Myotis brandtii (Brandt's bat), 1033 nucleotides long. RefSeq names its product GIPC PDZ domain containing family, member 2 (gene GIPC2). Lineage: Eukaryota; Metazoa; Chordata; Mammalia; Chiroptera; Vespertilionidae. The record is from RefSeq and is a predicted model, not a curated record. Gene Ontology annotation, molecular function: protein binding. The transcript is spliced from 7 exons. The coding region runs from base 295 to 846 and encodes 183 amino acids.